GGAAAUAUGAUAGAAAUGAUGUGUACUACUUUAUCAUUAGAAAUUGUAUACUGUUUACUAAUAACAUGUAUCGUCGUUCAAUCUCUUUAUUGAGUCUAUGAAUCAUAGAGGUUUACAAAAUAUUCAAUGUUUAUGCACUCAAAAGAAGAAAAUGCCCUAGUACCACCAAUUUUAUCUUCCCAACAACGAUAAAAUCCAGGUUAUAUCCCUGUGAAAUUCUAUGUAUAUUUUAUCAACGUGAUUUGAAAUUUGACACUGAAAGAGAGAAGAAAAGGGUGGUCUAAAAAUAAACAGUUUCGGGGUCACACUUUAGAGUUCAAAGAACUGAGAGAGAUCUACAUUUGUGUAUUUAAUGGAACGAACAGACAAAAAUGGAAGAAGAUUUCAGAUAGUUGCAAUCAUAGCCGGAUUUUUCUUUUUUCUUGGAUACCUCCUUGUACAAACUCCCGAGUUCCAUGACCAGCUACCCGUAUUGAAAACGCCACACAUAAAAUUCGAUCCACCAUCACCUAAAUAUAAGCCUACCAAUAAUACACGUGUAAACAAUGCAUCUCGGACGCCUUCCACUUAUUCCGGGUUCCUCUGUGGCCCCGUGAAGGGUAAUAUGGGUAACAGGCUAUUCGUCUUUGCAUCUAUAUAUGGAAUUGCCAAAAUGAAAAAUAUACCCUACAUCAUCCCGAAAAACGAUACAUUGUUGAGUGUAUUUAAUCUUUUCAAUGACACUACUUUACAAAUAUUGUCGGAUGUUCGAAAAUGUGAUGCCACUUUUUACCGUAAAGAGAAACAAUGCUGUGGUUAUGACCCUAGUCUGCUGAACUUAGACCUCACCAAAGGAUACACAUUAAUUACGUAUUUGCAGUCUUGGAAAUAUUUCGAAAACGUGCAGGCAAACUUGCGGAAGCAAUUGACUUUUAGGACAAGCAUACGAGAAUGGGCCAAUCGGACACUAGAAAAAAUAUCACGUGAACAUAAUUAUACUCGCCGUGAUGACGUCACAUUUGUUGGAGUUCACGUUAGACGAGGGGACAUGAUGAGGAGUGUUGCGUCAUAUGGUUAUCAGGUAGCUACACCGGAGUAUUUGCACAGAGCAAUUGCAAAGUUCCAGAACAUUUCAAAUAUCAUUUACAUCGUCUGUUCUCUAGAGAUACGUUGGGUCCAAGAACAUCUACGAAACCUUACUAAUGUUUUUUACAGUGAUCCAAAGCAUGGUGCACAUAAGGACAUGGCGUUGUUAGCUGCUUGUGAUCACGUGAUCACAACAGUGGGGACUUUUGGUUGGUGGGGUGGGUGGUUAUCUGGGGGCAAUGUGACCUACUUUAAGUGGCCCGCAAAACAAGGAUCUGGCCUGAGAAAGCAAUUCAGUAAGGACUUCAAAGACUUCUUUUUACCCGAUUGGAUUGGACUGUAGUGACGUAAUAAUUGCGUCAUUAUUCACUUAAUUUUGAAUUGAUUGAAAUUGCAACAAUUUGUUAACUAAUGUUGAAACAACAAUGUUUUCUCGAAUAUUAGAAAAUACAAUUAUUAUACAUGUUAAUUUUUA
Magallana angulata is the source of this 1540-nucleotide messenger RNA. Its product is annotated as galactoside alpha-(1,2)-fucosyltransferase 2-like. Gene Ontology annotation, molecular function: galactoside 2-alpha-L-fucosyltransferase activity. The record is from RefSeq and is a predicted model, not a curated record. Gene Ontology annotation, biological process: carbohydrate metabolic process. Bases 353 to 1408 code for a protein of 351 amino acids. The transcript has 2 exons. Gene Ontology annotation, cellular component: membrane. NCBI's taxonomy places the organism in Eukaryota, Metazoa, Mollusca, Bivalvia, Ostreida, Ostreidae.